Coregonus clupeaformis (lake whitefish) is the source of this 2392-nucleotide messenger RNA. RefSeq names its product receptor-type tyrosine-protein phosphatase eta. The coding region runs from base 138 to 2282 and encodes 714 amino acids. NCBI's taxonomy places the organism in Eukaryota, Metazoa, Chordata, Actinopteri, Salmoniformes, Salmonidae. Gene Ontology annotation, molecular function: protein binding. The transcript has 11 exons. The record is from RefSeq and is a predicted model, not a curated record.
UAUUGAUUAACUCUUAUCAGUUUAUGUUGGAUACAUUUUGUGGAUUUCAACAGCUAUUUGUCUGAUUAAAUGUAUUCCAGUGUGAAUAUCUAAAUAGGUAACCAGAACGAAGAAGUCUGAAUCCUACCAGUCAAAGGAUGGACAGGAUUCAACAUCUGAUAUUAUGGGCUGUGUUGGUGGAGUGCUGUGUAGCUGAGAGACAGUACUUCCUCCACUCCAACUCCUCCACCUGGGAACAGGCCAGACUACACUGCCAGGCGUGCUACAAAGAGAUGGUGAGCCUGACCCCUGACAACAUCCAGCAACUUGCCCAGAACCUGAACUCUUCUUACUGGAUCGGCCUCCGCAAAACCCUGAACAACGGCUCCUUCCCCUGGUCGAGCUGGUCCAACGGAGACCCCGUCACCUUCCAGAACUGGUACCCCGGUCGCCCCAUACUCUCCAAGCCCAAAGACCCUGUGAACAAUAUCUUUAACUACAACAACUACUCCAUCCCUCCCAAUGACUGUGGGUGUUGCUGCCCCAGUCAGAGCAACCCUGCCAGUGUUCCCCUGACAUCUACUACAGAUUACUCUUUCACAGAGAAUGAAAACAUGACUGCAUUAUCAACGAUGACACCAGCCGUGACAACAAUGACAUCUGUCAUGACUAGUGGACCAACGUUCUUUACGGGAGUUACUGGUGGGACCAAUGGGACCAAUGGGACGAAUGAAACUGCGACAGACGUGUACAUUGAGGAGCCUUGCAUAGCCCUGCUCAGUUUCGGACUUUGGUUUGAUAAAAUCUGCUCAGAGCUUCUUCCCUAUAUCUGCUAUGAAGACCGUUUCUAUGGUAAUGCCAACAUAACCAACAAGACACUACACAACGCGACUCUGAGCUGGACACGUGGGCCCGGUGACAUCAGCGGAUACAGGGUGGAGGUCAAGUCCACUGACUACAACCUGACCUUAAACCACAGCAGCCUGAACCGGACCUACGACCUUUCCAACCUCACUGCCGGCACCCAGUACAGAGUCCAGGUGUUCCCCAUUAAGUGUUGGAGGGACCUCAACCCACAGAACGUCUCCUUCUACACCAAGCCUGACGUGAUCAAAUACAUCAACAUCACCAACGUCUCAGAAACAAAUAUCUUCCUGUCCUGGCCCGCUCCUGAGGGCAACCGUGGCUUCUACUCCAUUCAGGUGAGGGAUCAACCCAACCUGAACAUGAUCACACGCACAGAGAGCGCUGAGGUCAAAGGCCUGAUACCAGGAGGGUUGUACAUGUUUGAGGUCAACGCCAAUGUGGAGGACAAGUCCAUCGAGGGAGAUCAAACGAAUAUCACCUCCUACAGCAACAGUGUCGACUUCCAAUGGGAACAGCCCGCAGGGAACACCUCUGGGUACAGAGUGGAAGUCUGGGUAGAAGAAAAUAACAAGAUGCGGUCCAACAUAACCCAGAGUUAUACGAAUUAUACGGCUGAGAAGCUGCCGUCAGGUGCCAAGAUCUGGCUGAGAGUGGUGGCACUGGUGCCGGACGGAUCAGUGGAGGGAGAACCCAGUGCUGCGAUGGGCCUCACCACUCCAGAUAAAGUUACGAACUUACUGCUGGUACCUACUGCGGACACCAUCAAUGUGACCUGGACACUACCUCAGGGAAACUUCGAGACCUUCAGUGUUCAGCUCAAGCUGAACUUCUCUAACAAGGAAGUGGAAAACAGUAUUACAAAUGCCAGUCACAUUUCCUUCCCCAGCCUGAUGGCAGGAGUCGCAUAUAAUGUGACAGUCACCACUCUGAAUGGGGAUCUCAAGAGUGAACCAGAGAGCGUCACAAAUUUCACUCUUCCUCUCCCACCACAAUCACCCAAAAUCAAUUUCUUCAAUCAGAGUCAUGUCAACCUGACAUGGCAAGCCCCCAUGGAAUACCAAGGUGUACAAAUAACGUACCUGGUGAAAUACAGUGCUGAAUUCUGGAACCGUACGAGGAUACAUAAGACGACCAACACCAGCUAUAUGUUUCAUAAUUUAACGGCUGGGACCAAUUACAUCUUCGAAAUACGAGUGAAGGCGGGAACCCAGGAAAGCGUUCCCAUCGAAACAUCACAGACCACAAAUGCUACGGUGAGGGUUCAAACUAUGACUAUGGAAUGUGCCUCCAGCAAACCUUCCUUCUGUGAGGAUAUCGGCGCACGGACAGAGGUCUUGAAUCAGUUGAAGAAACGUUUCAGCAAGACGUUCAGCAGGGAUCAAGGUGACAGUGUUGUAGAUAACGUGUUCUGGGAAUUAGCGUGGCGAGAGGCAUAAUUGCACACACACACUUGUACAGGUCAUCAUCUAUUCAAUAUCAUUUCUUAGUUAAGAUUAAGAUAAAUUGUAUUUUGAUUACUUAAAAAAUUAUAACGUGAUAAAUGAAG